AUGUCUGACGUUGCUGCCCCAGAAAAGAAGAAGAGAAUUUUUAAGACUUACUCUUACAAAGGUGUUGAUUUGGAACAAAUGUUAACCAUGCCAACUGAAGAGUUUGUUAAAUUGGCUCCAGCCAGAGUUAGAAGAAGAUUCGCUCGUGGUAUGUCUUCCAAGCCAGCUGGUUUAUUGAAGAAAUUGAGGGCUGCUAAAUUAGCUGCCGUUGAAAACGAAAAACCCGAUGUUGUCAGAACCCACUUAAGAAACAUGAUUAUCGUUCCUGAAAUGAUUGGCUCUGUUGUUGGUGUUUACAACGGUAAAUCUUUUAACCAAGUUGAAAUUAAACCAGAAAUGGUUGGCCACUAUUUGGGCGAAUUCUCCAUCACCUAUACUCCAGUUAGACACGGUAGAGCUGGUGCCACUACUUCUAGUUUCGUUCCAUUGAAAUAA
Messenger RNA from Saccharomycodes ludwigii, 435 nucleotides. It is a transcript of the gene RPS15, whose product is annotated as 40S ribosomal protein uS19. The record is from RefSeq and is a predicted model, not a curated record. Gene Ontology annotation, biological process: ribosomal small subunit assembly; translation. The coding region runs from base 1 to 435 and encodes 144 amino acids. Gene Ontology annotation, molecular function: RNA binding; structural constituent of ribosome. The transcript has a single exon. Lineage: Eukaryota; Fungi; Ascomycota; Saccharomycetes; Saccharomycodales; Saccharomycodaceae. Gene Ontology annotation, cellular component: cytosolic small ribosomal subunit; ribosome.